CCGGCACGGCCAGUCAGUCGCGCUCCAGCCGUCGUAGUGGAAGGUGAUUGUUGCGCUUCUCUUUUCUAACCUUCGUGCAAGUUCACUUCGUUUCGCAUCUUCUCAUCAAAACAAAUGGAUUGUCUCUCCUCGUACUGCGCGACAUUUUGUGUCAACGUAUCAGUGUUACCUGGCGUGUCCACGCGAUAAAUCAAGUGUUCUCUCGUAUUUCAACGCAUUGUGCGAACAAGUUGUCGCGUUACGCAACUUCGUUUGAUCAUAGCACGCGGGAAGCUGUACAAACUUGCAGUGCAUCUUCGCUUCGUGUUUAUUUUUUGCUGGCACGCGGUCAUCUCGAGGACGCACUCGGAUACGUAACCGAGUCGUAACGAGAGGAAAUUUUCGAAAAUUCUAAAGUGGACAUGCGUAUCGAAGAUUGGCCUGAAGCUGCACAUCGAUGACGCAGGUGACCACACUAAUAUAACAAUAUGGACUAUAUGGGAUAUAAUUCAAACAUAUUUCAAAAGCUAGGAGUUAGUGACGAGGUGACGACGACGACCACGGGCACGACGGAGACACACGAAGAAGAAACGAAUCAACCAAUCAUGGCUAAAAGCGCCGAGAGACUUCCUGGUACGUCCACCAGGCUGAGGACCCGAGACGACGGCUGCUGUUCUGUGAAUUUCUUGAAAUACGUUCUACACAUCUACAACGUGGUGUUAUUCUUAUCUGGAUUGGUAGUGGGCGGAAUCGGUAUCUGGACGGUGAUUUCGAAGCACAACUACGUGUCCCUGAUGACGACCUCGACGUACCCGGCGCUAGCUUACGCUUUGAUCGUCGCAGGUGUCCUGGCUGUGGUCGGUAGCUGGCUCGGAUGCGGCGGUGUAACCUCUGAAAAUAGAUGCGUUCUUCUUAUAUACGUGUUCGUGGUGAUGCUGGUGUUCGUGCUGGAAGCGGGGGUCGGUGCUCUAGCGCGGCUCUACGAGGAACAAGUCGGCCCUGAAUUGAAGAUGAACCUUAAUCGUACGUUCCUCGAGAACUACUCUAUGAGGAGCAGGGAAACUUCGGCGAUCGACCAAAUGCAGAUAGAGUUCAAAUGCUGCGGAGCCGUGAGAUUCGAGGAUUGGCUGGUGAGCGAAUGGCACAAAGGCGAGGAUGUUCUCAAGGACGGAAGUCUCGUCCCAGAUAGCUGUUGCAAGACACCGACCCACCUUUGUGGAAGGAGGGAUCAUCCGUCGAACAUCCAUUACACGGGUUGUAUCUACAAAUUCCUGGAGACGACGAAGGACCACCUGAUCAUCUUAGGAGCAGUAGGCCUAGGACUAUCGGUCUUAGAGCUGUUCGGUAUCGUUCUUGGCUCGUGCCUGUAUAUAAAGCUGAGACACGAUUUCGACGACUGAGAAUUGCUGCAAAUCCGUGAGAGCAACAACAACGGCCGUUCCUGGUGCAGAUACAUGCAGAACGGUGAUGGAACCGUUUGAUCAUCGUACCGGAAAAGAAAGAAGAGGAGCGGUCGUUGAAAAGAGGAGAUCCUUCUUCCGACGUUCGCCAUUCAGGAUUUCCUCCGUUUCUGGCGCUGAAAUCCUCCCAGCCUCUCGAAGAGACGGACUCUUGGAAUUUCUGUCCUAUUCUAUCCCUUUCCCAAGGGGAGAUUACGUACAAAGAGACUCGAAAGGGAAAGAAACGAGGAAAAAUGGAGUAAACGGUGCGUGGCGUUUGGGUCACCGUGACGAUCUCCCUCGCCACGGAAUCUUCAAAGACGAAACUCUUUCUCUUUCUUUUAUACGUCCCGUGCAACGCGGAAUUCAAUGGAAAGAAGAGGAAUAAAAAGGGGAGCAACACUGAGUUACCGAUAUUCGAUAACGAAACGGUCGCGAAAUCCUCGCUUCCAUUCGUUGACCGAUUCAACUCCGCGAGGAAUCCUAUUUCGAUCGAAUUAAUCGGCCGAGAGGAAGCGGAUGAAAAGAAAAACUCUGUCUUUAAAGUUCACCGACUUCCUCCUCGUCUAAAUGAAUCUCAAUUAAUUGUCGACUACUGGCCGGGGUCAUACCACGUGCAUUUUUCCAUAUAAAAGAACCAUGACAAUUUUAGAAAAAAAUGUUUCAACGAAUGCCUAUUUCAAAGCGUGUUUGUUCUGCGUCGUGAGCAACUCGUGUGCUCGAAUCCGAAGCUUUUUGUACGCCGUUUCUCUUUCUCGAGGAAGAACGGGGAGGCGUUCUUCUUUUUGUAACGGGACAGCAUCGAUCACGAUGCCCCGUUCACUCGCGACAAGUGAUCUCUGGCUACGUCGAACGUACUUGGUUUCACUGUCGGCGAACGUUCUUCCGCUCGUACAAAUCACGCUGUCUCUUCGAAUACUGCCGUAACGAAUCCGCACAAACGUUUCUAAAGGUAUAUACACAAGUUACACGUACGAGAAGGGAGUUUAGCGUUCUUUAGCUAGUAAAAAGUCACAACGACGUGUUCCAGUGGUAGCGAUCGAAACACGGCGCUGUUCCUCGGGGCCAAAGCAAGUCCCCGUUUGUCGAUUAACCGGACCAUUCGAUCGUCCUGCUUUUUCACCAAAAAUAAAAACAGAAAAAAAGGGUACCGAGAAACGAGAGAACCGAUUGUUCGAGCGAUCGCCAAACGAUCGUUCUCCUCCUAUUCUAUGAAAGUCGACUGCGUCCCUCGAGUUUUCUUAUAACGUAAAAACGAUUUUGUCUCUUAAUUUAUUCGAUGAAGGACUUUAAAGAUCGUUUAACUCGGCGGAAAGAUGGAGGACGUGUAAGUAUCGACCAUUUCGAACGAGGGAACGACGUGAGAUUCAGCGAAUCCAUAAGCUCGGACAGAACUGUAAACAGUGCCUUGACGAGUUAGCGUUUAAGUUCAGAGAUAUUUUAAAUUAUCGCCGAUGUAAAUUCGUGCAGAGAAAACCGAUAGCGAUUUGUAAAUGUACGUACAGUAUUUAUUCAUAUAUUAUACGUAUAUAUAUAUAUAUAUAUAUAUAUAUAUGUAUUAUAUUAUAAUAUAAUAUAUAUAUGUAUAUAUAUAUAUAUCUAUCUGUUGCUUCGCAAAUCAAUACGAGCCUUCGCACAUUAUUUAUAGCAAAGUUUGUCGUGCAACGAGAACACGCGUUGUAUCGACGAUUGUAUGUGAGAAUAUUCUCUCUCUCUCUUUCUCUCU
Molecule: messenger RNA, 3144 nt
Organism: Bombus pascuorum
Lineage: Eukaryota; Metazoa; Arthropoda; Insecta; Hymenoptera; Apidae
Product: CD151 antigen-like
Exons: 8
Coding region: 468-1379 (303 amino acids)
Cellular component (GO): membrane
Source: RefSeq, a predicted model, not a curated record